Ostertagia ostertagi is the source of this 459-nucleotide messenger RNA. The record is from the annotation of a GenBank genome assembly. NCBI's taxonomy places the organism in Eukaryota, Metazoa, Nematoda, Chromadorea, Rhabditida, Trichostrongylidae.
AGUAAUCCCUUCACUGAUGUCGUUCUAGUGAAAAUUUUCACAUUUCAGUUCGGUGGUCGUCCGCUGGAGUGUUGGGUUCCGGCACAGUUCACUGCAAGUUGGGAGGCCUACACGGAGAUGUACUGUUGGGCACAGAACACCUACUGGGUUCCCAUAGAGCAGGAUAUCCCUGUCGACAUAGCGGAACGAGAAUAUCGCCAAAUAUCAUAUUAUCAAUGGGUGCCGUUCUUUCUGUUGAUUCAGGCCUUCCUCUAUUAUAUUCCGUGCCUUAUGUGGAGAUUAAUGAGUGACAAAUCCGGUAUUCGACUCAACGACAUUGUCCAGAUGGCCACCGAAAAGGAAAAUAUUGAACCGGAUUACCGCAUCCGAACUAUUGAGUCGCUUUCGAGGCAUAUCGAAUCAGCUCUGAGUUCACUGAAAUACUGCGAAUUUGGAGGCACACCUCCAGACUGGGUAAAG